UCUCUCUCUCUCUCUCUCUUGCUGGUUUGUUAGCGUAAUAUUUCUUCAAGCACCAAAUUUUGCAUCGAUUUCUUGGGAGAGAGCUCAUAGCGCUAUUCCUCUCCUUUUCUUUGUUUUUUUUCUCUCUAACAGCGACGAUCGAUUUCAAAAAUUGAAAAUCUUUGCCGUUCGGAUCUGCGCUUUGAAUUUUGAUUCGAUCAGGGCUGCUUCAUUCUGAACGCAAGCAACCAUGAAGAAGGCCAUCGGUCAAACUGUUAGAGACCUCAAGAGAGAGGUUAAUAAGAAGGUGCUUAAAGUUCCUGGAAUAGAACAGAAGGUUCUUGAUGCUACUAGCAAUGAGCCCUGGGGUCCUCAUGGAUCACUUCUUGCAGAUAUUGCAAUGGCUACAAGAAACUAUCAUGAAUACCAGAUGAUCAUGGCAGUAAUCUGGAAACGUGUAAAUGACACUGGAAAGAAUUGGCGACAUGUCUACAAGGCUCUGACUGUUCUGGAGUAUCUUGUUGCCCAUGGAUCGGAGCGUGUCAUAGAUGACAUAAGAGAACAUGCGUAUCAAAUAUCGACUUUGUCUGAUUUUCAAUAUAUUGAUUCCAGUGGAAGGGACCAGGGUAACAAUGUCCGAAAAAAAUCUCAGAGCCUAGUGAUCUUAGUAAAUGAUAAAGAAAGAAUAAUUGAAGUAAGACAAAAGGCUGCAGCUAACAGGGACAAGUUUCGAAACACAUCAACAGGUGGAAUGUAUAGGCCAGGUUCAGGGGGAUACGGUGACAGAUAUGAUUAUGAUCGUUAUGGAAGGGAAGAUGAUCAAAAUGGUCAUGGAAGAGACAGGGAAUAUGGCUAUAGAGAUGAUGAUCGGUAUGGCAGAUAUGGGGAUUCAAACAGUCGUGAUGGAGAUCGUUAUGGCAGGGACUAUGAAGACCGCUAUAGCAGAGAUGGUUAUAGGGAUGAUGACUACAGAGGUAGAAGUAGAAGCGUUGAUGAUUAUCAGUAUGGCACAAGAAGCAGGAGCUCUGAUAGAGACCGUGCUGUUGAUGACGAUGGUGCAUCAUCUCGGGGCAGCGGUGCUAGAGGUGAUGAACAUUCUCAGGAUGAAAGGCGGCUUGAGCGGAAGUUUUCUGAACAAAAUAUUGGUGCUCCUCCUAGUUAUGAAGAAGCAGUUAGUGAAUCUCGGAGUCCUGUCCAUAGUGAAAGGGAUGGAGAAACUUCAGUAGCAGCUGCUCCUAGAGCUUCAUCUCCUCCUGCUAGCAACAAUCCUAACCAAGCAGCCUCUGAUUUUGGUAAUUCAAUGUCUCCUCCAAAUCAAGUGGUGGAGGCUUUUGAUGAAUUUGAUCCACGUGGGUCAGUGUCAGCUGCCCCUACAACUGCUCCUGCUGCUACAGCCACUCCUGCUACUGCUGUUCCCACUGCUACGAUGAGUGCUGAAAUAGACUUACUUGGCGUGCUUUCAGAUUCAUUGGCCAUUGUGCCAACCACACCUGCCACCCCUUCUGGUGAGGCAGAUGCCCUUGAAAACUCUGGUGCUAUACCCACCUUUGCUGCUAAUCAGGGCUUUGAUGAUCCAUUUGGUGAUGGUCCUUUUAAAGCUUUACCUUCAACUGAUGCUUCCCCAGCUCAGCAACAAACUUCAACUUCCAUGCCUACUUUCCAGCCUACCAUGAACCAAAAUGUAGAAAUUCCUCAGCCACCUUCUGUGAAUCCUGAGACAGUUGCAGACUUCAACUGGGAUUCAUUUUCUGCCAAUGCUUACUCUCCACCCACUGUCUCCAGUGUUCAAUCUCCAGUAAACUCGUUUUUGCCUCAAGAACAGUCAACUCCAACGGAAAGUGAUAUAUUGGCAGAUAUCCUUCCACCGUCUGAACAUACGGAUGGCGUAGCGUCACAGGCAGACUUUUCAGCACCAACUAGUCAUUCAGUGCCACCAGUUGCUACAUAUGGCCAAUCAACACAGCCAGGGUUGGCUAAUAUCUACAGCCAACCUGGACAGCCAAGUGCUAAUCCUUAUGGUCAACCUGGACAGCCAAGUGCUAAUCCCUAUGGCCAAUCUGUGCAGCCAAGCGCCAAUCCAUAUGGCCAAUCUGCACAGCCAAAUGCUAGUCUGUAUGGCCAAUCUGCACAGCCAAAUGCUAAUCCAUAUGGCCAACCUGCACAACCAAGUGCUAAUACCUAUGGCCAACCUGUACAACCCAGUGCUAAUCCUUAUGGCCAACCCACACAACCAAGUUCAAAUAAUACAUAUGGUGAUUUUAACCAACAGACAGUGUCUACCCCUCAAAGUCCAGGAUCUGCUGCACUGAGCAGGAAUGGGAGCUUCAUCUCUCAGACAGGUUCUAACAUUCCUGUCAGUUCACACAUGGCUGCCCAACCUCAAAACCCUGCUGGACCCGCUGCACAGUUUAACACUGGAAAUUUCCUUUCACAGCAGGGUUCAGUCGUGCCAGUUACUUCACAGAUAGCUCAACAAGCCACAAAUGCACCAGUUGCACAAAAUAACAAUGAUGUCCUAGGUGGCUUAUUCUCACAACCAGGAUUAAACACUUCAGUGGUACCACAGACGGGUAGUCCCUCUUCAACAGGAGCACUUGCUAUAGUUCCGCAACCAUCAAAGGACAAAUUUGAGCCUAAGUCAGCAGUUUGGGCUGAUACAUUGAGUAGAGGACUGGUCAAUUUGAAUAUAUCUGGACCUAAAAUAAACCCAUUGGCUGAUAUUGGAAUUGACUUUGAUGCUAUCAAUCGGAAGGAAAAGAGGAUGGAAAAGCCUGCUCCGACUGCAGUGACGUCUACUGUCACCAUGGGUAAAGCUAUGGGAUCUGGGUCUGGGAUUGGUCGUGCUGGUGCUGGCGCUCUCAGACUCCCACCAAAUCCUAUGAUGGGUUCUGGCAUGGGUAUGGGUAUGGGUAUGGGUAUGGGAUGGGGUGGGGGUGGGGAUGGGGAUGGGAUGGGAAUGGGAAUGAGCGGUGGUCCUGUUGGUGGCAUGAGCGUGGGUUAUGGUGGUAUGAAUCAACAACCUAUGGGCAUGGGAAUGGGGAUGAACAACAUGGGCAUGAAUCCAGGCAUGGGGAUGAAUAUGGAUGGGCAAGGAGUCCAAAUGCAACCCCAAACUGGAAUGCCUGGCAGUUAUAACCCUAUGAUGGGUUCAGGGGGCUAUUCUCAACAGCCAUAUGGUGGUGGUUACCGAUGAGAUUUGAGUUGCCUCCCCAUAAAAAUGAGGGAAGUUAUUGUAUGCUUCUCAUAUACAGAGUAAAAGAGAUUGGAAUAGCAAACCCGGUGUCCUCGUCGAAUCCCUGAGUCAAAGAUGUAAUUUUGUAGUCACAAUUCUCUUGGCAGUGGCCUGACGCCACCCCAUGUUUAUUCAUUUCUAUUAUUUCUCAUUCUUGCUUAAGCUAUUGCACACAUUUGGCGCCUCGGGAGUCUUUUGGUUCAUUGCUGGUUUGAGCUGUUGUGAAAUUGUGUAGCAGUGAGGACGACCUUUCUCAGGUUGCCAUUUUCUCAUUCGUCCAUAUAAUAUAUACAUAUUUUUUCCAUCUGUUUUGAGUA
Molecule: messenger RNA, 3528 nt
Organism: Theobroma umbraticum
Lineage: Eukaryota; Viridiplantae; Streptophyta; Magnoliopsida; Malvales; Malvaceae
Source: RefSeq, a predicted model, not a curated record